Messenger RNA from Diachasmimorpha longicaudata, 2641 nucleotides. RefSeq lists its product as uncharacterized. The record is from RefSeq and is a predicted model, not a curated record. Lineage: Eukaryota; Metazoa; Arthropoda; Insecta; Hymenoptera; Braconidae. Bases 154 to 2316 code for a protein of 720 amino acids. The transcript has 6 exons.
AAGGAGAAAUGCCUGGUAUAAAUGAAGGACAAUGACCUAAUUGUCUGUAGAACCAUCAGUGCUACCUUCCUGGACAUUCUCUCAUGGUGAAUUAAGUUUGGAAUUUGCUGUACUAGUUGUUUUUUCACUUCCUCCACAAGAACGCCGCGCAUUAUGAAGGCGUUCAGUUGGAUUCCAUGGCUAUUGGCGAUAUGCAUUUGCCUGACAGAGGCAAGAUACAAGGUCAGAAGGCCUCUGCCUCCUCCACCACCUCCACCGCAGAUGUACAAAAAAUCAUGGCCCAUUGGGCACAGAGUGUCGAUGGGAAAUACCGUGCAUAUUAAUACUAAUAAUAAUUAUCCUCCCAAGAGACCUGUGUUUGGAAAACCUCAUAAUUUCAGAAGACCGAUGAGACCGGGUUACACCGCUCCUCCAUCUCCCUGGAAGAACCCGAUGCCCAUUCUAAGUGCAAUACCAAACAUUCCCCUCCACCCUCAACGUCAGCCCGUAAAAGAAUUCCAGCUGAUGAGCAAAGUACCUGAAUACAGUCCUGAGUACCGCCCUGAGCCCAUGGUGAUGCCACCCACUCACCGCGGUGGCCUGGACGAUGAUAAGGGUCCGAUUCACACGAUUCCAGCUCCAAAUCUAAGUCUCGCUGAUAAACCAUAUAACCCGAAUGAAGGGGAGGAGCAUGAGCACGAGGAUAACCGAAGAUUUCCCAACGACGGGGAGUACAAUAAUCAGGGGAAUAGGCCAGAUGAUCAUCGAAGAUUCCCGCAUGAUGGAGAAUACAAUCCUAAUGUCCAAGUGACAAAUUACGGAUACGGAACUCUGAUGACGAGUGUCUCGCCACAGAGACCCGUCACCUCCCCUACCCCGACUCAAAACGCCUAUGAAGUGACGGAAACCAACGAAAUCAAUUUUAAAGACUACCAGACAGCGGCACCAACCUUCUACACCCCUGACUUCGACCCCUCCAGGAUAUCAACCGGUACCAGUGACGUUCAAUCCAACGAACUGUACCUGAAUCAUCCUCAGAUCUCCAGGGCGAGCGUUGUCGGCACCAACAUUCAGUUCGGCCAAUCAAAUGUUCCUUUGCAGACGAAUUUACACAGUUCUCUUCAUGUUGGCUUCCCAGGGAGUGGUCAGGGUCAGCAACCGACCGGCCACGUCGUCUUUCCAGGUACUGGUCAGGGUCAGCAGCAGGACAUCCACAUGACCCAACAGCCUUCGGACAUUCGCCUUGCCCAGCAGGCGCCCGAUCUGCAUGUUGGACAUCCAGCAGCUGCUGGUCCCCCUCUAUCGGCUACCCAACUGUACGAUCUUCUAAAUAGCUUCCCUCAACCAGUCGAUGAACAGUAUGGAGGUGGACAGCAACCACAAUUGCAGCAACAUCUUCAACAGCAACUCGGACAACUGUUCCAGUCCGGAGUGAACCCCACGACGUUUUCUCAGCCUCAAAUGCACUCUUUUAAUUAUGAUGAGCAAGCAAACAAGCAAUUGAGGAAGCAACAACAACAGCAGUUACAGCAACAGGUGCUUGUUGGACAGGAUUACGCAUCGGGUAGAGUAACAGCUGGCUACAAUCUUCAACCAGAACAGGCCCUGGACGUUCGGAGCAACCCGAACGUCAAUCAAGACUCUUUAGCAUACCAGCAUCCUGAGCCCUCGGCUCAAGCCGAAAACAACAUCGAGUACGAUACAGCGGUUGCAGCUACGAGCCACAUUCAGAACAACUACUUUAGUUCUACUGGAAAUGACGACAGUGCAGGCACUUCUUUUUAUACAACCCUGCCUAAUAGGGAAGCUGCCGAGAAGCUUGCGGCUCUCGCUGCCGCUGGCAACGUCAAUAGUCAGCUGAUGGGGCAUAUAAGGAAUCAGCAGAAGAAGCAGGAGAGCGAGGAAGCACAGGGGGAUGAACCACUACCCAGUAAUCACAGGACUGACUACCAAGUUAACGAAGAGCUUGAUGACGUCCCGCGGGAUGAGAAUCAGAGGGGAAGGUAUAGAUUCGGGUCGCAGAAGUAUUCCCACCGACAGCGAAUUAGACAACAACAAAUUAAACAGGAACAGGAAAAAGUAGAUAAGCAUUACGAAAAACAUCAAAUGAAAGAAGAAGAAGGAGACGAAGAUGAGAAAAAGCCCCUGAGAAUUAUGGUUCCUGAAGUGCAUGAGAAAAGCACUCAGGAGAAUACAAGCAUUGAAAAAUCGGUCGAAGAUUAUGACUACGACAGUAUCGAGCCAGAGGGCCCGAAAAGUACGACAUCAAACGACGAGAGUUACGAGACAGCAAGUUCUGAAUUUGGUACACGAAUCAGUGGAAAACAUGACGAGUAAAAAAACGAAUUAUUGACUCACUUCCCCAAUAACUCUCCAUUGUAUAUAGUAUUUUUUUUAUUUAUUAUUUGAUAUCUGGCAGAGGCGCGAGCUCGUCUCGUAACUGGAGCUUUAUUUAUUACACAUUAUUUAUUCUUAGGUUUAGGGAAAUUUGAAGUAUUGUUUCUGUAAACAAGUGACAAAAGAAAGUUAAUAAUCACAAAUUGAUUUUUUGAGUCACCUUCACAGUGUUGUUUUCAAUAAAAGAAAAUCACAAAAAAUGUUGAUUGGCGGACGAUUAUUUGACUGAAUGAGUAUUUCAACAAGUUGUCUGAAUGUCGCUCAA